GCUGAGCUCCUCUCUCACACUCCGGACCACAUCAUAACUUUUAGGAGGUGGGGAAACGGCACCGACUUCUCCUUCGUUUACGGUAGCAGAAUCGAGAAGGACGCGCACCGGGGGCCCAAUGGAGAAAUCUAAAAACUUUCGCAUUGACGCUCUUUUAGCAGUAGAUACACCCAAGGUGCAGACCUCUCCGCUUGCGCUUGUCACUUCCCUGUCCUCUUCCUCCAUCCCGUCGUCUGGAAGUGUGACAGCCCAGGAGCUGAGCGCCGAGUCUUUACGCACUGAGACGCCGUCUCCCCCGAGGAUCUCCAACUGCGGGUUGAUUCCUAAACCAGGUUUCCUGAACAGUCCGCACAGCAUGGUUGGAUUACAUCCGCAGAGUACCGCAGGGAUCCCCGCACAGGCUCUCUACGGCCAUCCUAUGUACACCUACUCCGCAGCUGCCCUCACAGGCCAACACCCUGCCCUGUCCUACUCCUAUCCACACGGCUCCCAUCACCACCACAGUGAUCCCAUCAAACUGACAGCCAGCACCUUCCAGCUGGACCACUGGCUCCGGGUCUCCACAGCCGGGAUGAUGCUGCCCAAAAUGUCUGACUUUAAUUCUCAAGCUCAGUCUAACUUGCUUGGCAAAUGCAGAAGACCAAGAACUGCAUUCACAAGUCAGCAGCUGCUGGAGCUGGAGCAUCAAUUCAAACUGAAUAAGUACCUGUCACGACCGAAGCGCUUUGAAGUGGCUACGUCCCUCAUGCUGACAGAAACUCAGGUUAAAAUCUGGUUCCAGAACAGACGCAUGAAGUGGAAGAGAAGUAAGAAGGCCAAAGAGCAGGCCGCCCAGGAGGCCGAGAAGCAGAAAGGCAACAAGGGCGGCCAGGAGAAAUCUGACGGACUCGAACAGUCGGACUAUAAGAGCAAGACAGACUCAAAAAAUGGCAGAAUAAGAGACUUUCGAGAUAGUGAUGAUGACGAAGGCGAUACUUUCCUGUACAACUCGUCAGACUGCUCCUCAGACGACGAGAGGAAUCACACCAGUGACAUAAGUCCGCAGCCUUGAAGCUGAAGAAGGGCGAAGGUGGCGAUCUCCAUUUAUAAUGACUGUGGGGGGGCAUGUAAUCCAACCUCUAAUCAUUAAUUAGCAAUUUUUUGUCAUGAAAAGAAUUACAUUUAGGUCAAGAAUAGAUAUGUGUGUCAUAAACAAGCAAUAAAGCAGGAUAUUUAAGUUUUAUAAUAGGAGCGUCAUUCAGCACCCUAUAGGUAAACUGUGACAUGCUGCAUGGUUUAUAUGCAAACGCUGUAAACUGGCUCAGGACUUGGCAAUCUUUCCCUGCUGUGAUGGUUAGUUUGUCAGCAAUAACCUUUCAAUAAUAUCCUAUAGCCCACACAAAUAGUCCGCUGCCAUAUGUCUUAUUCUGACCUUAUUUUGUUCUCUGUGGUGUUCCGUAUAGUGUGUCAUAUCACGCUGAAAAAAAAUGUUAUGUUUAUUUUUCUAUACUGUAUUUAUAAAACGGUCAUACCAGUGCAUGCUAAAUUAUUGUUUAGCGUUUCUCUUGGUGCAAACAAUGUGAAAUAAAAUGU
Molecule: messenger RNA, 1572 nt
Organism: Sander lucioperca (pikeperch)
Lineage: Eukaryota; Metazoa; Chordata; Actinopteri; Perciformes; Percidae
Gene: mnx1
Product: motor neuron and pancreas homeobox 1
Exons: 3
Coding region: 119-1051 (310 amino acids)
Biological process (GO): central nervous system development; regulation of DNA-templated transcription; neuron projection morphogenesis
Cellular component (GO): nucleus
Molecular function (GO): sequence-specific double-stranded DNA binding; DNA-binding transcription factor activity, RNA polymerase II-specific
Source: RefSeq, a predicted model, not a curated record